UUGGUUUGAUUUUAGUCACUCUGCCCCAGAUCUUUCUUAGAGGCUGCUUCUCUGCAGCAGCGUGGACCCGGAGGGGCCCCCUGCCGCUGGCAGAGGGCGGAGGAGUUAAAGGCGUUAACCCCUCCCCGUCCCUUCCUAGAAGAGCCACCCAGCCUCGGCGGGGCGCUCAGAGCCGUCGCUUUGCCGAGUGGCGCGGGCAGCCGCAGGCAGGGCUGGCCAUUGGAGUGCACGGCCGCGGAGGGAGGGGACCCCAGCGCAGAGAACUUCGCGAGUGAGCUGGUCGCCGCCGUCAUUCGAGGACAGCAGCAAGAUGCGGAUCGCGCGGUGUAGACCCAGAGCCCCGCGGACGCAGCUUCGUCCGGCUUGAGCGAGGCUGCUGUUUCGGAGGCCCUCUCCAGCCAAGGCAAAGCUACACAAAAAGCGUUGGAUUGCUCACUGACCCGGCCCUGCUGUAACUGAAGGACCGCUCAACCUCGCCCUCUAGCGUUCGUCUGGAGAAGGACCACCCCAGGCUCCUGGCGACACAUUGCGGCUAUGGUGUCCACCAGCGUCCCGGUGGUUAAGGCCCUCCGCAGCUCAGUCUCCGACUAUGGCAACUAUGAUAUCAUAGUCCGGCAUUACAACUACACAGGCAAGUUGAACAUCGGGGUGGAGAAGGACCAUGGCAUUAAGCUGACUUCAGUGGUCUUCAUUCUCAUCUGCUGCUUCAUCAUCCUAGAGAAUAUAUUUGUCUUGCUAACUAUCUGGAAAACCAAGAAGUUCCAUCGGCCCAUGUACUAUUUCAUCGGCAACCUGGCCCUCUCGGACCUGUUAGCAGGAGUGGCUUACACAGCUAACCUGCUGUUGUCUGGGGCCACCACCUACAAGCUCACCCCCGCCCAGUGGUUUCUGCGGGAAGGGAGUAUGUUUGUGGCGCUGUCUGCCUCGGUGUUCAGCCUCCUUGCCAUUGCCAUCGAGCGCUACAUCACCAUGCUGAAGAUGAAACUACACAACGGGAGCAACAGCUCGCGCUCUUUCCUGCUGAUCAGCGCCUGCUGGGUCAUCUCCCUUAUCCUGGGGGGCCUGCCCAUCAUGGGUUGGAACUGUAUCAGCUCGCUGUCCAGCUGCUCCACCGUGCUCCCGCUCUACCACAAGCACUAUAUUCUCUUCUGUACCACGGUCUUCACUCUGCUCCUGCUCUCCAUCGUCAUCCUCUACUGCAGGAUCUACUCCUUGGUCAGGACUCGAAGCCGCCGCCUGACCUUCCGGAAGAACAUUUCCAAGGCCAGCCGCAGUUCUGAGAAGUCGCUGGCCUUACUGAAGACCGUGAUCAUUGUCCUGAGUGUCUUCAUUGCCUGCUGGGCCCCUCUCUUCAUCCUCCUGUUGUUGGAUGUGGGCUGCAAGGCGAAGACCUGCAACAUCCUGUACAAAGCAGAGUACUUCCUGGUUCUGGCUGUGCUGAACUCAGGUACCAACCCCAUCAUUUACACUCUGACCAACAAGGAGAUGCGCAGGGCCUUCAUCCGGAUCAUAUCCUGCUGCAAAUGCCCCAACGGAGACUCCACUGGCAAAUUCAAGCGGCCCAUCAUCCCAGGCAUGGAAUUUAGCCGCAGCAAAUCAGACAACUCCUCCCACCCCCAGAAAGACGAUGGGGACAACCCAGAGACCAUUAUGUCUUCUGGAAAUGUCAACUCUUCCUCUUAAAACCGGAAGCCGUUGAUACUGGGGAAGCAUUUUGACUCGGUCACCCACUACCCCAGAAUUUAAAAAAAUAUCUCUUAUUCUCCAUUGCUGCCGGGAAGGAACUACUGGGAGCCGGAGAGAGGGAGGGAAGGGAGAAUGUGCGGCCUGGUGAUGCCAUGAUGUAGGUAGGUAGUUCUUGUGAACAAUGCACUGGAAAGGGUGGAGAUAAGGUCUGGCCUGCAGUGGGUUUCCUGCCCUCCCCCAUACCCUGGAGCUUUGAUUUUGCACUGAGCCAAAGGUCUAGCAUUGUCAAGCUCCCGAAGGGCUCAUCCGACCCCUUCUCAAAGACUAAGGUCCCAUGAGAAAGUGUCCCUGGAGUUUUGAGAUGUGAUCUUUCACUGUAAAGGCCAAGUGAGUAUGUGCCCUUUAGCUUGUAGGGUGGUGUGCAUGUCCCUCUCCGCCUCUCCCCCUCUCCCCCUCUCUCCCCUUCCUACCCCUUCUCCAUAGUCUUUGACUUUAUAUCUUAACUGUCUGUCUGUUUGUCUGGCAUUUGUUCAUCAGAAUGGAGUUGUUCAGGAGUCCGUGUCUUGAUUGUCUGAAAAUGGCAGGCUGUUGAUAGGAAAGGCUAUUUGCUGAGGCCAAAGUUGCCAUGUAAGCUCCGUCAAGUUGUGGGGGAUUUGGUAGGCUGUCUUCAAGAUGAAAGUGUGUUCCUUAGUCCUCGUGCAUUCCUUAUUCCCAUUACAACCACGAUGGACAUGUGUUUGCAAUGGGAAUAACGAAGUCUACUUUGAUUUAUAGCAACCAGAAUCUUAGAUGUGUCCUUUAGUCCGCGUGCAUUCCUUAUUCCCAUUACAACCACAUGGAAUGUGUUUGUGAUGGGAAUAACGAAGUUUACUUUAUUUGAAUUAUAUCAGUCAUGAUCUUAAAUGUGUCCUUUAGUCUGUGUGCAUUCCUUAUUCCCAUUACAACCACAAUGGACAUGUGUUUGUGAUGGGAAUAACGAAGUCUACUUCAUUUGAAUUAUAGCAACCAGGAUCUUAGAUGAACCAGGGGAAAAACAGCAGAAUGCAGUGAUGAAUGGUGUUAACUUUUGCAAACCAAGAGUCAUUUAUUGAUUUCUUUCUCUAACAAGUACAAUGUUUCUGGCACUUUUAUUGAUUAUUUCAGACUGUUUUGUGAUCCAUUUCAAACAACCGGGGGAAGGUUAUGGCUUGUUUAAAAUACAGUUUAUGAUUUUUGAAUGUAUUUGUUCCUUUGAGGUCAUCUUAAUGAGUUUUUUCCUAACCUGUGUUAACAUCAUGGAAUGUGUAGUUCUUAGGAAAGUGCUACCCUCUUGUACCCGAAAAAGCAUUACUUUAACUGACAGGGAACAUCAGGAAUUCUUCAUUUCAACUGUCAUUAGCUAGGAAUGGGGGUGUAAAUGUUACAGAGAAUAAAAAUAUAUUACUGUUUCUUUAGUAUGGUUUUUCAGUGCAAUUAAACCAAGAAAUGUCUUUUAAAAAAUAGUAUUUAAUAGGUUCCUGACUUUUGUGGAUCAUUUUGCACAUAGCUUUAUCAACUUUUAAACAUUAAUAAACUGAUUUUUUUAAAGA
Peromyscus maniculatus bairdii (prairie deer mouse) is the source of this 3254-nucleotide messenger RNA. RefSeq names its product sphingosine-1-phosphate receptor 1 (gene S1pr1). Lineage: Eukaryota; Metazoa; Chordata; Mammalia; Rodentia; Cricetidae. Gene Ontology annotation, biological process: G protein-coupled receptor signaling pathway. The record is from RefSeq and is a predicted model, not a curated record. Gene Ontology annotation, cellular component: membrane. Gene Ontology annotation, molecular function: sphingosine-1-phosphate receptor activity.